Molecule: messenger RNA, 2100 nt
Organism: Ochotona princeps (American pika)
Lineage: Eukaryota; Metazoa; Chordata; Mammalia; Lagomorpha; Ochotonidae
Gene: PIP4K2C
Product: phosphatidylinositol-5-phosphate 4-kinase type 2 gamma
Exons: 10
Coding region: 116-1381 (421 amino acids)
Biological process (GO): phosphatidylinositol metabolic process
Molecular function (GO): phosphatidylinositol kinase activity
Source: RefSeq, a predicted model, not a curated record
UGCGGGCUGAGCUCCAGUCACGUGACCGCGGCGCAGGUGAGCACCGCUUCCGGGGUCGGGUGCGGGGGAUCGCGGCCGGCUCCCGCUUACACUCGGCCCGGUGCGCGGGAAGACUAUGGCGUCCUCCUCGGUCCCGCCGGCCAGCGUGCCGGCAGCGACGGCGGGCCCCGGCCCGGGUUUCGGCUUCGCCUCCAAAACCAAGAAGAAGCAUUUCGUGCAGCAGAAGGUGAAGGUGUUCCGGGCGGCCGACCCGCUGGUGGGCGUGUUCCUGUGGGGCGUAGCCCACUCGAUCAAUGAGCUCAGCCAGGUGCCUCCGCCAGUGAUGCUGCUUCCAGAUGACUUCAAGGCCAGCUCCAAGAUCAAGGUCAACAACCAUCUUUUCCACAGGGAAAAUCUGCCCAGUCAUUUCAAGUUCAAGGAGUAUUGUCCCCAGGUCUUCAGGAACCUCCGUGACCGAUUUGGCAUUGAUGACCAGGAUUACUUGGUGUCCCUUACCCGAAGCCCCCCACAUGAAAGUGAAGGUAGUGAUGGUCGCUUCCUUAUCUCUUAUGAUCGUACUCUGGUCAUCAAAGAAGUGUCCAGCGAGGACAUUGCUGAUAUGCACAGCAACCUCUCCAACUACCACCAGUACAUCGUGAAGUGCCACGGCAACACACUGCUGCCCCAGUUCCUGGGGAUGUACCGAGUCAGCGUGGACAAUGAAGACAGCUACAUGCUUGUGAUGCGCAAUAUGUUUAGUCACCGUCUUCCUGUGCACAGGAAGUAUGACCUCAAGGGCUCCCUAGUGUCCCGGGAAGCCAGUGAUAAGGAAAAGGUUAAAGAAUUGCCUACCCUGAAGGAUAUGGACUUUCUGAACAAGAACCAGAAAGUAUAUAUUGGUGAAGAGGAGAAGAAAGUAUUUCUAGAAAAGCUGAAGAGAGAUGUGGAGUUUCUAGUACAGCUGAAGAUCAUGGACUACAGCCUCCUGCUGGGCAUCCACGACAUCAUCCGGGGCUCGGAGCCAGAGGAGGAGGGUCCCGUACGCGAGGAUGAGCCCGAGUGGGACGGGGACUGUAACCUGACUGGACCACCUGCCCUGGUGGGCUCCUAUGGAACCUCCCCUGAGGGCAUCGGAGGCUACAUCCAUUCUCAUCGGCCCCUGGGCCCUGGAGAAUUUGAGUCCUUCAUCGAUGUCUAUGCCAUCCGGAGUGCUGAGGGGGCACCCCAGAAGGAGGUGUAUUUCAUGGGCCUCAUUGACAUCCUGACACAGUAUGAUGCCAAGAAGAAAGCGGCUCACGCAGCUAAAACCGUCAAGCAUGGGGCUGGGGCUGAGAUCUCCACAGUCCAUCCUGAGCAGUAUGCGAAGCGCUUUCUGGACUUCAUUACCAACAUCUUUGCCUAAAAGACUGGCCAGCUCCAUGGUGACUGCUGCUUCCUGUCCAGGUGGUGGGGCACUCAGAGGCUAGGGGGAACCAUGGCUACACUGGCCACUGCUUCUCUUCCUCCUUUGCUAGAAUUCAGCCCGCAGGCUCCUCCCACCCAGAUAACCCCAUCACGCGGAACAGGCCCUUCCUGCCCCUCGGAAAUACAUUGCCCUUUUUCCCCACAUUUCUGCCCUCUCCUGCUCGCACCAAGUCCGCUUGCAUUAUUAGAGUGUUAGUGUCGCCUCUCUCCCAAGUGCCUUGAUCUUUGUAAAAUAUCCUAUUGUCUCCAUAAAAUAGGAGGAGCUGGGGGCAGGGGGUUGUUUGCCAUCUUCAGGACCUGACUGGACAGACGGACCCUGACUCAAGCAAUGACUCUGGAUGCCCUUAGAGGUGCGGGAUGAACUCAAGAGUGUCUGAAUUGCGUUGAUCAUGUUACAGAACCUGCUGUGGUGUGCCUCCCUCCUGGUAGGCCCUGGGCCAGAGCACUCUGAAGACACUACAGACUUGGGCGCAGGCAUGCACUCAUUUCAGUGGACUGCCUCUGGGCUUGCACGGCACUGGGCAGGGUGGAGGGCUGUCUGCAGACUGGCACUCCCAGAAGUGGGCCCCAAGAGGACUCCCUCCUGCGGCGAUGCGGGCGGUUGGAGAGGGUCUCUGUGUAGGACUGACUACUCUUCAACCUCCUCUUCCCUCACUU